UUUGGUUUUGCUCAAAAACACUUCCCCUAUCUUUACAAAACAUCGACAGCACAGAAUGUCAGGGGUAGUUUUAUUUAGAACACCAUUAUAUACUUCUGACAAUCUCUUUAAAUUCUAGUAAACGUUUAAUCGUAGUACACAACGUAUGUAGAGAAAGACGAAUAGUUCUGCUAGAGUUCUGCUGAGUUUACUUUUUUAACAGAAAUCGAAAGUAUUGACAUCGGGUGUCUAGAAACUAUCACCUACAUCUAAUAAUGCAGUUGUAUGAAUCGCUUAGUUUUUUUGGAAUUAUUUGAAUGACAAGAGUAACAUGCAUUGCUCAGAGGAAAUGAGCAAAUAAAUGAACAUUUUGCCCACGCUGGAAACACUGCUGUCAACCUGAAAGCUUGUUAUACUUCAGUUUUCCAAGUGACACUUUUGAGAAAUGGCCGCAGCCAACAAGAAGAUAUACUUCAUUAUCACUGCGAAGCCUCCUUCACCAAAUAGCUUCAUUGAUGCUGGUGAAAUAUGCUACAUAGAUAAACAACAGUAUGAGUCCAGGCUAAAAAGAAAGGCUACAGACACUUUACCUGUAGUUCGUAUGGGUAGCUUACUUGAAACCGACCUUGAUAAAGUUCUUCUGAUGCCAUUGAGCAUCAGGGAAGCAGAAUUACUGCUGGCUCUUGAACCUAAUGAAGACCGACUUUUGGCACUGAAAGAUAAAAAGGUUUUACAGGAGGCCUCAAAUCUGACUACAGACGAUCAGGUUUAUGUGGAAUACAAUGGGAAACAACUCAAAGGUAUAAUUCGAUACAUUGGCAGUAUUACGGAUUACAGCAUUAAUCCUUUAGCAGGAACAUUCUUUGGGGUGGAACUACAGGGUGGCGACAAAGGAAAGGGGCAAAAUGAUGGCUCCUACUAUGGCAAAACAUACUUUAAAUGUUCCAAAAACUCAGGAAUAUUUGCACCUUUUACAAGAAUCACACCAAUAGAUCAUAAGCCUUCAGCACCACCCCUAUCAACUCCACCUCUCUUGUCCAUGACAUCAAGUGAGCCUCUUGAUGUUGGAGACAGAGUAAUCUAUUUCUUUGACAAUAAUCCUCACCAUGGCAUGGUUAUGGAUAUAAAGGACAUGCAAGAUGGUAAAAUGGUUCUCAUAUCUACUGAUAAAGAUGAAGAGGGCAAACAAGGUGGAGAGAUAUUGGUCCCACUGGAUUGCAUAAUGAAAGAGGAGUUGUUAAAUACUGAUGAAAAAAUGGACACUUCACAGAACCAAGAGAUGGACAGCGCUUCUGAUUCAGAAGGAAUCUCGGUUGGCUCCCUAGUGCAGUAUAUGGGCAAUAAACUUGGAAUUGUCCGCUGGAUUGGAUAUCUACCUGAUUUUUCUGAGAAGAGUGCUGGGCUGGAAGUGGUGACAGGCAGUGGAGUGUGUGAUGGAAAAUAUAAAGGAAAACAGUACUUUGACUGUGAUCCUAAAAGUGGUUUAUUUGUGAAACUGUCAGUUUGUCGGCCUGAUGAUUCUGUCUCUGGUGCAAAUGAGAACAAAUCUAAUGGAUACAUUGAUCAUGAUGGGGUGUCUGUGGAAGUAGAAAAUGUACCUCCUAUUAGAACAGAAGAUGUGUCACAGCGAUUGAUAGGCCAGAACAAGGGCAUUCAGGGUCACUGCAACUCUUGUUAUAUGGACUCUGCCCUGUUCAGUGUGUUUUCCUGUUCAUCAGUUCUGGAUUCUCUGCUUUUUAAGUCCAUAAAUCCCGAGGAUAAAACCAUUCAAGACAUCUUGCUGAAGAACAUUGUCAACCCUCUUCGCAAACAAGGUUUCGUCUCUGCGCGCUGUGUGAUGAAUCUUCGGAAACAAUUACAAAAACGGGAACACUGCCCCACUUACACCACAGAUGAGAAGGAUCCUGAAGAGUUCCUCUCUCUCAUUAUGCAAGAGAUUCUCUUUCUAGAUCCGCUGCUCAGUCUCUGCCAAUCAGGAAGUAGACACAAAGUGCAAAGCUGUUACUACUAUCAAAUCUUUAUGGAUUAUAACCACCAUUUAGUCCUGCCAACAGUUCAACAGCUACUAGAACAUUCAUUUUACAGCAACAGUCUCAAGCUAGCAGAGGUUCCUGCCUGUCUGAUUCUCACGAUGCCUCGCUCAGGAAAGAGUUUUAAAAUGUUUCCUAAAAUCAUUCCUUCUACUGAAUUGGACAUCACCGGUCUUCUCGCUGAUAGUCCUCAGCAGUGUGUGUCGUGUGGUCUUUUGGCAAAUGAGGAGUGUGCUGAAUGCUUCAGAGACGCACUGUUUAGUGAUACAGGGUUUAAAUAUUUCUGUACCAAAUGUUCCACUCAGGUUCACUCUCACCAGCAGCGUCGACACCACACUCCCAGCAGUCUUCAUCUUCCUCAGGGCUUCUCUUACUCUGAUUCACUCACGCCUCCACCAGAGAAACUGGAGCUGUUUGCUGUGCUGUGCAUAGAGACCAGCCACUACGUCUCUUUCGUCAAACAUGGACCUCGGGAUACUGACUGGAUUUUCUUUGAUAGCAUGGCUGACCGUGUUGGUGAAAGCAAUGGUUAUAAUAUCCCAGAAGUGCGUGCUUGUCCUGAGGUUGGCCAGUAUUUACACAUGCCUUUGGCUCAGCUGGCAAAUCAAGUGCCUCGAGAAAUGGAUGGUGUGGCCAAACGACUCUUCUGCGAUGGUUACAUGUACCUUUACCAGAGUAAGAGCAUGUCUCUAUAUCGAUGAGUGAAUCUACUGAACAUGUACAAUAAACGAGAGUGUGCAAUCAGAUUACAUUAGACUACAUCUGUUCAAGGGAAAUUAUGAAACUCUAUGGUUCUUUGCUUCAUAUUUGAGCAUUUUAAAUAUUUGAAAUGAAAUAUUAACACUGUUUUGGUAUAAGUUUCCUGUAUUGCAUUGCCAGGGUGGUAUAUACUCUUUAAGCAUUUGGUAUAUACUUUUUUAAUGGAAGCUUUUAGCGAUUAGGCUGAGAUAAAAGUGCUAAAAGUGCCUUGUAUGUAUAAGAAAUAAUAAUAUAAUAAUUUUCUUCUCUUUAAUGUCUUUGCAAUUUUUCCCCCCCUUUUUUUAUUAUUUGGGUGCACAGAACAUUCUUUAAACAUCUUAUAUAUAUUUAAAAGAUUUUGGCUUAAAAGUCAUUUCCUGAGAUUUUAUGUGUGUUGAACAUCAAUUAAGACAACAUUAGCAUAUGUUAGCUUUAAUAGUAGGGAAUAACUUAACUUGAGCUCCCCCUAACCACCUCAAUUUCAUCUCUGGGGUUUAAAAUCUUGGGGCUGUGAGUACUUCAAUGACAGGUCAGUGUCUAACUAUUAUUUAUAAAAUUAAGUUUUCUAAUCCUAAAAGAAGUUGCUACUUCUACUUUUUUUAUCAAACAGUGAGACCAUUCAGUAGUUAGGUGCUGAUCAUGUGUCUCAGUUCUGGUAGUGUUGUCUGAAGUACCAACUUCUAAGAUUCUCUACUGAAAUUUUUAAAGAUGAUGAUGAUGACAGCAAUUCCACUUUCAUUUUGAGCACUGUUGAGUGGAUUACUGAACACUGCUGAUUGGCUAUUGGGUUCACAUGCUUAAAACAUAUGACUGUGAUUGGCUCUAAUGAUCACCAGUUUACAAGAGCAUUACAUGGACUCUGCUGCGUUUGAAAGCUGCGUCUAUCAGCAGAUUAAAGCCAUGUCCACGUGUACACAGGUAUUUUUCCUGCCCUCAUUUAUUAAAAAAAAAAGUCUGUCCACAUAAAAAUGCACUUUGAUGCAUGUUAAGGGUACCAACAGGCAGCAAUAAAAGCAAUUAUGCUGGGUUUACACCAAAUGCGAGCUAAGUAUUGAGUGCAUUCAAAGACUAUAGAACACAAGACAUAUCACUCAUAUAGUUUUGAAUGGGGAAAAAUGUAAAGGUCAAAAUGGUGAAUGAAGCCCCGCCUACUACUACAGGAGCCAAUCAUGGAUUGAUAUAGUCUGACGUUUUUCCAGGGCUAAGCUCAGAUCAGAUGUGUGCUUUUACAACAGUUUGGUGGUCAACAACCACACUGGAAUCUCAGCGAAUCCUUGCUUCACAGACACAAGAAAUAUAUCAAAAUAAAGCUUGACAUCUGUACUUUUAAGGUGCACUUGAUAUUAAAAGUUUUCUGGUUUUGUAAUCCGUAUGAAACCAGCGCGAGAUACAGUCAGUCCUGUCAAAUUUUCUGGAGGAGAUUCGCCAUGAAGAUCAAGUUGUGGAUUACUUUAGAAAACUAGCAUUAUUUAGAGGAUGAUAAAGUGUAGAAUGGCCCUAAAUGAAGUUGGUGUCAUUAUCUCGUUCCUUUUGAAUGCAGACGCAAGUGGGCAAUCUGAAAAUAUGCCAAUUUUCUUUGAUUCAGACAUUUAGAAACAAAACUUAUGAGAUAGUUGUUGCUUAAUUUCAUUGGUGAUUCCAAAUAUGUAAUCUAAUCAUAUGCUUGGCUAAAAGUUUUGGAGAAUUUGAUGUCUCCCCAUUCAGACAGAAUGUCCGAGCAUACUUUUCAAGAGGCAUUUUAAGGAUGGUUACCUUAAAGGGAUGACUUGCCUUAAAGGGACUUUUGUGCAUUGCAUACAAGUCAAUGCAAACAUGUGAACAAUGGCAAAUUACUGUCCCAUGGUGUGGCUAUGCAUAAUUUGCCUCAGUCACAUCUUCCACAUUUGGUGUGAACCAAGCUGUGUUGGCCAAUCAGAAAGGAGAAAACAGCAUGCACACUGACAUUAUGAGACAAAACUCCAGUUAGCGGCAACAGUGGACUCUGAGUUUCUGAAAAUCUACUCCCUGGCCAGAGUUUUUAAGAGAGUUUCGGUUUCAGUCAACUGAUACUGCAUUUUAUUGUGGACAAUUAGCUAAUUAGAGUAGAAAAAACUGCGGUUUUGAAAAUACCUAUGUUUGUGUGGACAGGGCCUAACUAACAAUAUUCAAAUACUGAAAACAAAGACUUUUCCAGUCCAUUCAAAUCAGGUAUGUGUGCGUUCCAAUUUUAUAUUAAGCACUCUUUAAAUAUAUAUAUAUAUA
Messenger RNA from Danio rerio (zebrafish), 4988 nucleotides. NCBI's taxonomy places the organism in Eukaryota, Metazoa, Chordata, Actinopteri, Cypriniformes, Danionidae. The record is from RefSeq and is a predicted model, not a curated record.